AUGAUUGAGGAUUACUACCUUGUCAUCGCAUCGGCUUGGAGAAACGAAGCUCAUGCGGCAACUGGUGGGGUCGGGCUCAUGCUGAGCAGAGAGGCACAGAGGUCGUUAAUCAGUGUUAACCGGUCUUCUGAUGGAGUUAUCACUGCCUCUUUCCAAAGCAAUCCAGUCCUCACCACCAUAGUGGCCAACGCGCAACCUCUCCUAGCACGUGAUGAGGAGAAGAGAAAGUUCUAUGAUGGUCUAAGACGAGCGGUAGAGGCUGUUCCCCGGCAUCACAUCCUUGCCAUCAUUGGGGACUUCGAUGCCCGCCUGGGCAGGGAGACGUUCCUUUCACCUUUCAUCAGUGCCCUGCUGAUCCAAGUAACCUUGGGAGAAGAUCGUUUGAGAAACCAGGAGUGUACGGCAGUGGACUGUUAUCCAUGCAGAAAUAAAUCCAGCCCAGCAUACUUAUAA
Molecule: messenger RNA, 453 nt
Organism: Patiria miniata (bat star)
Lineage: Eukaryota; Metazoa; Echinodermata; Asteroidea; Valvatida; Asterinidae
Product: craniofacial development protein 2-like
Exons: 2
Coding region: 1-453 (150 amino acids)
Source: RefSeq, a predicted model, not a curated record